GGUAUUGACCUGCAGAAUUGAGCGCAAAGAGUGGUAUUAUCUAACUUUCUUUGUUCUUUCCAAAGAACAAUAGGCGUUUAUACUUAACGUUACUUGCCCUGUUUUUACCACGACCCCUUCUCAUCCCCGUCUCGAACCAUUCCACGUCCUUCUUGUCGUCCAUUCCACUCGUUUUUCACCUCCAACCACCAUGGCUGCAAUCGGCCAGAUUAUAACCCAGAAUGUAAACACUAGGACGCUGGCGCCCGCUGCUGUCGGUUCUCAGGUCGCUCUCAUGUCUGUCGUAUCUGUCGUCACAGUAGUCGCUUUUAAUGUUUUACGUCCAAAAAACAAGAUCAUCUACGAACCAAAGGUAAAAUACCAUGUUGGCGACAAAAAGCCUCCAAGAAUAUCGGAUUCUCUCUUCGGCUGGUUGCCUCCACUCUACAACACACGUGAACCAGAGCUCGUCCAAAAAUUAGGCCUAGACGCUGCCACCUUCCUCCGCUUUACCCGCAUGAUUCGCUAUCUCUUCUCCAUCAUCGCAUUCCUCGCCUGCGCCAUUCUCAUACCUGUGGACGUCACUUACAACCUUGCUCAUGUGGAUCCAGCAAAUCGCGACGUUCUCUCUAUUCUCACAAUCCGUGACUUACAGGGCUCCACCCUCUUCGCCCACGUCGCGCUCAGCUAUGUUAUCACUGCAGCGGUCAUGUACUUUGUGUGGAAAAAUUGGAAAGAGAUGCUUGCCCUUCGCCAUGAGUGGUUCCGCUCUCCAGAAUACAUAGACUCGUUUUAUGCGCGCACGCUCGCCAUCACUCGCGUUCCCCGGUCUUACCAAUCAGAUGAGGGCAUUCGUGCCAUAUUCGAGUCAGUGCAAGUGCCGUACCCCACAACAUCUGUGAACAUUGGUCGCAGAGUCGGAAAGCUCCCAGAACUCAUAGAGUAUCACAACACAGCUGUCAAAGAGCUAGAACAGGUCUUGGUCACCUAUCUCAAAGGCGGUCAUAUUGCGAAGGAGAGACCUACAAUCAGAAUUGGCGGCUGGUGUGGCAUGGGUGGUGUGAAGAAAGAUUCCAUCGACUUUUAUACCGCUAAACUCAAACGAACGGAGCUCGCCAUAACAGAAUAUCGAGCGCAUAUCGAUACUCGCAAACCCGAGAACUAUGGUUUUGCAUCGAUGGCAGCUGUCCCAUACGCUCAUAUUGUGGCUAACAUACUGAGAGGAAAACAUCCCAAGGGAACCGAUGUCGUUUUGGCGCCUAAUCCAAAGGAUAUCAUAUGGCAAAAUCUCCCUAUGUCCCCAGCGGAGAUAUUCCGUAACAGAGUUCUCGGUUUUCUCAUCCUGGCUCUCGUCUGCUUUUUCAAUACUAUUCCUCUUUUCGUUAUCUCUAUCUUGGCGAAUUUGGCUUCGAUAGCCGCGUUUGUCCCUUUCAUCGAAUCUUGGUCCAAAGCCUCUCCUGGCUCUUUCGCAGUCAUCUCUGGUGUCCUUCCUCCAGCGGUAUCUGCUCUCUUCGCGUUUUUCCUCCCCAUCGUGAUGAGGUGGGUUAGUCGAUGGCAGGGUGCGUUGACGCAGAGUCGCCUUGAUCGCGCAGUCGUUGCGCGUUAUUUUGCUUUCCUCGUUAUUUCGCAAUUGGUCAUCUUCACAUUGAUCGGUGUCGGUUUCAACUCGGUUCAAGAGAUCAUCCUCGAGAUUGGUGAACAUCACAGUUUCCAAGAUAUAAUCAACAAUCUGCAUACCCUUCCAAGUAUUAUCAACCGAACGUACAUCAACCAAGCAUCAUACUGGCUGACGUUCUUCCCGCUUCGUGGAUUCCUUGUUAUAUUUGAUCUAGCGCAAGUUCUCAAUUUAGUAUGGACGUCGUUCAAGACUCAUGUGUUCGGUCGUACGCCGCGUGAUAUUCGCGAAUGGACACAGCCACCUGAGUUUGAUUAUUCCGUGUACUACUCAAACACACUCUUCAUGGGUACAGUCGCACUUGUGUUCGCACCACUUGCCCCUCUCGUUGUGCUGGCCGGUGCCAUUGUUUUCUGGCUUGGUUCAUGGGUGUAUAAAUAUCAGCUCAUGUUUGUGUACGUCACCCAAGUCGAAACAGGAGGGCGUAUGUGGAAUAUCGUAGUGAACCGCCUGCUAAUUUCUGUCAUUUUGAUGCAACUUUUGAUGGUCCUAACCAUCGGCCUCCAGUAUCAAUUCAAGUCCUUCAUGUGGCUCACCACUGUUCCUCCUAUCCUCUUUAUCAUCGCUUUCAAGAUCUACAUUGAUCGCACCUUCUAUACCAAGUACCUCUUCCACAUCCCAUCCGAAGCUGAACUACGCGAUGCCAAGAUCCAUUCGUCUCGUGCAGAUGCGUCCGGAAAUCGCCUCGAGAAGCGUUUCGGCCACCCCGCGCUGCAUGCAGAGCUCUUUACUCCCAUGCUCCAUGCCAAAAUGAUGCCCCUCCUUGCAGACGUCUACAAAGGCAAAAUCGGCAGCGAGGAAGCGAAGCUCAACGAAUAUGGCGGAAGGGGGAUGGAGGCACAGGUUAUCGAAGGAGGCAUUCGCAUUGCAGCUAUCGAACAACGCGACCUCGAAUAUGACCCUGCUUUAUACCAGCGCGAUAGAGGCGAGCUUGACUGGGAUCAACGAUCGAUGUCAACGACGGUGCUCAACAUGCAAGGAGGUGGAUCGGAUGCCGCGUCCCUCUAUGCUGCCAAAUCUUUCUAUUAUGCCAACGGGAACAACGGACGUGCCUCGCCCGCGCCUUCUGUUUAUGAUCGAUACAUGGCCAAAGGCCCCUCUCUGUCGCAGAGCGAUAUUGAGUUGUCCAGACUGGAUAUGGCCAACGUUGACCAGUUGCCGCUUCUCAACGAACAGCAGGCUAUGGGUUACUAUGAUGGACACCCGCCCCCGCCAGUGCCAGCACUGCCUCAAUAUAGUUCUCCAGUUCGCAUGACCCCAUCUUUGCCUCCGUCACCGCUGGCCCAGUAUCCGCCCCCACCUGGGAUGUACAGGAACCCCACUGAUGGAUACAGAGAAGCACCACUGCACCGGCCAUAUCCCCCUUCACAGCAAGGCACGAGUUAUCGGGAAGAGCUUCCACCGCCUAACAUGGCGGGGAGAGGAGUAUACAGACAAUAGGUGUCAGGCGAGCGUAUUCUCAGACCAGGAAAAGAAGAACAAUUUCUACAAUAGAAUCUUACUAUUUAUCUAAUGCGGCAUAUACGACUCGUUUAUUGCUUCUUUUGUGGCAAUGCACCCCUCAUCCAUUUCUUCGCAUAUCUCUCCCCUUCAACACUCCUGGAGCGGCGUUCUACGUUGCUAUUUCGCAUAAUCAACGCUCUUUUUCAUUGUAGUCACAAGUACAAGUAUAGAAUACUUAUGGUUUUCGUGUUUUAUCUUCCGUUGGACUUAUGGACUCGUGGUUUCUCAUGGAAGGUUGAUAGCCAACUUGUUUUGCUCGUACUCGUAAAUUGGUUUUGCUCACUACGUUUACUACUAGGGGGAGUAGGGGCCCGCUAGUUAGUAUUUGCUGGUGCAUAUUCUGUCGUAUGUUUAUUUCAUGUAACUGUUUCAUUAGCUACUUAUUCGACAGGUCUAUGAGGCUAGAUCGGCAAGCCCUCUAUGACCUCUCUUCACCGUAUGCAGGCUACUUCUACUAGUAAUAGUAAUGCAUAUUUUGAACCUGCCGCU
This is a messenger RNA of Serpula lacrymans var. lacrymans S7.9, 3646 nucleotides long. RefSeq lists its product as uncharacterized. Gene Ontology annotation, molecular function: calcium-activated cation channel activity. The record is from RefSeq and is a predicted model, not a curated record. Lineage: Eukaryota; Fungi; Basidiomycota; Agaricomycetes; Boletales; Serpulaceae. Bases 191 to 3094 code for a protein of 967 amino acids. Gene Ontology annotation, cellular component: plasma membrane. The transcript is spliced from 15 exons.